AGAGCGGAGUCCUCGGAUCCUCACCUGGGUCCUGAGGCCCCGGACUGGGGUCACCUGCGUGGGUCUCUGCAGUUCAGGCCUCUUCUCCAGGACAGCGAGGAGUUCUGGGUGGGGUCCUCAGAGCUGACGGGCGGUGAGGUGAAGAAGGGAGAGCGUUGCGUACCGUGGGGGCUGCACGCGCAGAGCCUGGGAGGUGCGCCGGGGUCGCGAGCAUUCGGAAACUUGGGGGCGGACCUGUGUCUGCAGGGAGCAGAGAGAAUGAGGAGAAGAAGGCACGGCUGCCAUGGCAGCCUGAGCAACCGGGGUUUUUAAUUCUGAGUCUUUGGGAGCCAUGGAGGGUUGUGAACUAAAGGAGAACACGAUCUGAGUGAGGGUCUGAAAAAAUAUUUCAAAGGCAAUGAGUGGAGAAAACAGACUGUUACGGAGUGAUGGGGGUGGACGCAGGGAUACUGGUGAGGAGACUGCUGUAGUAGGCUCCAGGAGGAUUAUGGUGGAUUCUGGACCAGACGGGUUGCUGAAGGGACCUAAGUAAUAAGAAUCUUGGUAGAUCUUAAAGGUAAAGCCAGCAGGAUUUUCUGCUCCAUCAUUUGUGCCUAUGAGCAAAAGUGGGAGUGAAGUAUGAUCCCAAGUUUUUCUUUUACCUGAACAUCUGGAAGAGUUGACAAAGAAAUCUGGUGAGGGAGCAGGUUUCAGGGAAAUAGUAGGAGUUGAAUUUUGGACGUGGUGUUUCUAAAUUGCCACAGAGUGAAGUUGUUACAUGGGCAGUUGGAAUCAUAAGUAGAAAAUUCAUGGGAGGGGACUGACUCAGUGAUGUGUAAAUGGAGACAGGCUGGGGCGUAGACUCAAGCCAAGCCUUAAAUUUAGACGGGAAAUCUUAAGGUUUUACUUUGAGAUGAAGAGAGGGAGGGCUGAGGCUGGAGGCUGGGAAAGUGUGGGUCGGCCUUGGCGAAGCUGCCUGCAGAUAGGAGGGCCAUGGGGUUCCGGGGGUACUUCCAAAGGGAAUGUGUAAGGAAUACACACUGCAUAGGAUGGAUUUGAGGGUGGGACACUGUGUAGAGUCACCAUUCAGAAGACUUGGCGAACUGUUCACUCUAUGUGGAGCCAGAGAAAGGUCAGCCAGACUAGCAGAGAAGCCCAAGCCCAGCAAGAGCAGCUCUCCCAGGAAAAUACAAGUUUAGACUGUAUAGAUUUAACAAAUUAAAUUUAUGCAAGCAAUUAGUUAACCGAAUAAAAUGUCACUAUAACUCUGUGCUCUAAUAAAAAAUAAAUGUUUGUUUUUUGUCAUGCUUUCCUGGCACAGAAUUCCUAAAAUCGUUGUAAUUUCCUCAGUGAAAAGUGUCUUGUGAUAAGUCAUGGACCGCAUAACAACAGUGUUGACCACAUCAGUGACGGUGGUCCCAUAAGAUUAUGAUACCAUAUUUUUACUGUACCUUUUCAUUUUCUUUCUUUCUGAUCAGGAGGCAAACUGCAUUUUCUAAGUUUAUAAAUGUUUAAAUGCACAAAUAAUUAUCACUGUGUUACAGUUGCUGACAGUAUUUAGUAUAGUAACUUGCUGUACAGGUUUGUAGCCUAGGAGCAAUAGGCUAUACCAUUUAGUAGUUGAACAAUGAAUGUCUGAACAGUAGUUCCCCCUUAUCCUCAGAGGAUACCUUUCAAGAACCCCAGCGGAGGCUUGAAACUGCAGAUAGUACCCAACCUAUAUAUACUAUGUUUCUUCCUAGACUACAUACCUGUAAUAAAAUCCAGUUUAUAAAUGAGGCAGUAUAGGAGAUGAACAAUAAUAACUGGAAAUAAUAUAGAACAGUUAUACUUUAUAAGUUAAUAAAAGUUAAGUAACUGCAGUUGAGACAAUAAAAAAGCAAAAGUUAAAUUAUAAAAAACAUGUGAAUGUGGUAUCUCUCUAAAUAUCUUACUGUACUAUUCACCCUUGUGAUGAAGAAGGGACUAAACUCGAUAGAGUGAGAUUUCCUCACACUACUUACAAUGGUGCACUGUUGGCCAGCGCAGUGGCUCACACCUGUAAUCCCAGCACUUUGGGAGGCUGAGGCAGGCAGAUCACAAGGUCAGGAGAUCGAGACCAUCCUGGCUAACAUGGUGAAACCCCGUCUCUACUAAAAAUACAAAAAAUUAGCCAGGUGUGGUAGUGGGCGCCCGUAGUCCCAGCUACUCCGGAGGCUGAGGCAGGAGAAUGGUGUGAAGCUGGGAGGCAGAGCUUGCAGUGAGCCGAGAUUGCACCACUACACUCCAGCCUGGGCGACAGAGCGAGGCUCCGUCUCCAAAAAUAAAUAAAUAAAAUAAAUAAAUAAAUAAAUAAAUAAAGGAUGGUGCACUAUUUAAAACAUGAAUUGUUUAUUUCUGGAAUUUUAAUAUUACUAUUUUCAGACUGAAGUUGAAAUUUAAUACUUAUAAUUUUCACACUGAAGUUGAGUGUGGGUAACUGAAACUGCAAAUAGCAAAACAGCUGAUAAGGGAAGACUUCUAUACUUGAGUUUUAUGAGAUGGCUUAGGGUGAGCAGACAAGGUGGAGUCUCUAGAUAGCCUCAGAGUGGAGUCAGUCACCAGAAAAAUCAAGUGAUUAUAGAAUUUGAACUUUGAGCCCCACCUCUGGCAUCCAGGGAGGGGAGCAGAGAUCUGGAGAUUAGGUUAUAUAAAAUCUUGAACAAUGAGUUCUAGAAGCUUCAAGGUUGUGAACACUUGGAAGUGCUGGGAGAGUGACGUAAGAGAGCGUGGAAGUACUCUGCCUUACCCCCUCUCCCAGUACCUUGCCAUAUGCAUCGCUUCCAUUUGGCUGUUCCUGAGUUACAUCCAUUAUCAUAAACUGGUAAACAUAAGUAAAAUAUUUUCCUGAGUUCUGUAAGUGGUUCUAGCAAAUUAUUGAACGUAAGGAGAGAGGUCAUGGCAGCCCCCAAAUGUGUAGCCAAGUGGAGAAAAUUACAGUGGUCUGGACAUUGGCUUGCAAUUGCCAUAUGAAGUGAGGGCAGUUUUGUACGACUGAGCCCUUAAACCUGUUGGUUUAGCUGCAACUCCAGGUAGUUAGUGUUAGAAUAGGAUUGAAUUGUAGGACACCUAGUUGGUAUCAGAAUCAGAGAAUGGUGUGGGAAAAGACACUACAUAUUUAUUAUCAAAGAAGCACAGAAGCCUCUCAUAAUUUGAAAAGAUACCACAUUCACAUAAAGACUUAAAUGGCAAGUAAGAAACACCAGAGUUUUAAAAAAUGUUUACAGAAAUCUUAAUGCAAUAGUCAGUACUAGCUAAAUCUUAGCAUUGGACACGUAUGAAUGAGUUUGAUGCCUACGAUGGCACUACGAGAUAGCCACCAUUAAGUGUUUCCAUUUUACAGAUGAAGGCAACCUCAGAGAGGUUAGGUCUUUGUCUAGUGUCACACAGUUGGCAAGAGCAACUUACCCUUUGUAAAUGCCACCUUGAACACCUGUAUUUCAUAGCCUCCCUCUUCCUACAGAUUCCCAUGGUAACAGAAGAGUUUGUGAAACCAUCACAGGGCCAUGUGACCUUUGAGGAUAUUGCUGUGUACUUCUCCCAGGAGGAGUGGGGCCUCCUUGAUGAAGCUCAAAGGUGCCUGUAUCAUGAUGUGAUGCUGGAGAACUUUUCGCUUAUGGCCUCAGUAGGUUGUUUGCAUGGAAUAGAGGCUGAGGAGGCCCCUUCUGAGCAGACUCUUUCUGCGCAAGGAGUGUCACAGGCCAGGACUCCAAAGCUAGGUCCUUCCAUCCCAAAUGCUCAUUCUUGUGAGAUGUGUAUCCUGGUCAUGAAAGACAUUUUGUACCUCAGUGAGCAUCAGGGGACACUUCCCUGGCAGAAACCUUAUACGUCUGUGGCCAGUGGGAAAUGGUUUUCAUUUGGUUCUAACCUGCAACAGCACCAGAACCAGGACAGUGGAGAGAAACACAUCAGAAAGGAGGAGAGCAGUGCCUUGCUUCUGAAUAGCUGCAAAAUUCCUCUGUCAGACAAUCUUUUCCCAUGCAAAGAUGUUGAGAAGGAUUUUCCAACCAUCCUGGGCCUUCUCCAACACCAGACCACCCACAGCAGACAAGAGUAUGCACAUAGAAGCAGGGAGACCUUUCAACAAAGACGUUACAAAUGUGAGCAAGUUUUCAAUGAGAAAGUUCAUGUUACUGAGCAUCAGAGAGUCCACACUGGAGAAAAAGCUUAUAAGCGUAGGGAAUAUGGGAAAUCCUUGAACUCUAAAUACUUAUUUGUUGAACACCAGAGAACCCAUAAUGCAGAAAAGCCUUAUGUGUGCAAUAUAUGUGGGAAAUCAUUCCUCCAUAAACAAACACUCGUUGGGCACCAGCAGAGAAUUCACACUAGAGAAAGGUCUUAUGUGUGCAUCGAAUGUGGGAAAUCCUUGAGCUCCAAAUACUCACUUGUGGAACACCAGAGAACCCAUAAUGGAGAAAAGCCUUAUGUGUGCAAUGUAUGUGGGAAAUCAUUCCGCCACAAACAAACAUUUGUUGGCCAUCAGCAGAGAAUCCACACUGGAGAGAGGCCUUAUGUGUGUAUGGAAUGUGGGAAAUCUUUUAUUCAUUCCUAUGACCGCAUUCGACACCAGAGAGUUCACACUGGAGAAGGGGCUUAUCAGUGCAGUGAAUGUGGGAAAUCCUUCAUAUACAAACAGUCACUUCUUGAUCACCAUAGAAUCCACACGGGAGAAAGGCCUUAUGAGUGCAAAGAAUGUGGGAAGGCCUUCAUUCACAAAAAAAGACUUCUUGAGCACCAGAGAAUUCAUACUGGAGAAAAGCCUUAUGUGUGCAUCAUAUGUGGGAAAUCAUUUAUCCGCUCGUCUGACUACAUGCGACACCAGAGAAUUCACACUGGAGAAAGGGCUUAUGAAUGCAGUGACUGUGGGAAAGCCUUCAUCUCCAAACAAACACUUCUUAAGCAUCACAAAAUCCACACUAGAGAAAGGCCUUAUGAAUGCAGUGAAUGUGGAAAAGGCUUCUACCUUGAGGUUAAACUUCUUCAGCACCAAAGAAUCCAUACUAGAGAACAACUUUGUGAGUGCAAUGAAUGUGGAAAAGUCUUCAGCCACCAAAAAAGACUUCUUGAGCACCAGAAAGUUCACACUGGCGAAAAGCCCUGUGAGUGCAGUGAAUGUGGGAAAUGCUUUAGACACCGCACCAGCCUCAUUCAACACCAGAAAGUUCACAGUGGAGAGAGGCCUUAUAACUGCACUGCAUGUGAGAAGGCCUUUAUCUAUAAAAACAAACUUGUUGAGCAUCAGCGAAUCCACACCGGAGAAAAGCCGUAUGAAUGUGGUAAAUGUGGGAAAGCCUUCAACAAAAGAUAUUCCCUUGUCAGGCACCAGAAGGUACAUAUAACAGAAGAGCCCUAGCAAUUGUUGGGAUGUGUAAUUGUCUUAUUCACUGUAGGACACCAGAGAGCUGAUUUUUCAAGGGAUCCAACAGACAGAAAUUCACCCUCAUACAUCUGCAUAUCACUAGUUGAAAGAUUCACUACAAGGUCCAAGUACUUGGGAAGCUUUCUAGAGAUUACUUGUACUUUCUAAUCUGCCCAGUGUUACAACAGACACUACCAUGUGGCAUAUCCUCACCGUUUUCAUCAGUCACUCACAUGUGCUCAAGGAAUGCAGACCACUGUGCUUACCAAAUUCUGAAGGGAAUAAUAUAAUAAAAGCCUGUUGAGGGUCCUCUUCCAUCUUGCUGAACUGUUCGAGGCAAAGACAAAACCCAACUUUGACCAAGAAGAGCAAUCUGGAUUCUUGUAGCCCAUGGAGGUUUACCUUCUUCAUAGGUUUUUUUUUUUUUUAUGUGAUUGCCAUAGUGGGAUAUUCCCUCUCCCACAUUACCCAAGAGGGAAAUGGGCUGUCUUACCAUGUGCUGAUGUAUGUGCUCUGCCAGUGUGAAGGGUGAACAGCUCCAACUUUAUGUCCCCCCAGGGACAUAGUAUGAGAUCGGAAAAUAGUUCUUAGUCCUGUUUGUCUUAAUUUUUAUUGGUUUCCAAGGUCUCCUAGGAAGGAGAGCAGAGCUGUGUGGUCCUAAUCAUGGUGUCGAUGCCAGAUUUAUUUGUAGGUCCAGAGGUCUCCCUGAGAAGAGGCAUUUGUGACAAACUCAAGUGCUGGGACCUGCAUGAAUUGUUUAUUUGCAGUGAUGCUUCAUAUUUCCCAGCACUGUUCAUGGUAUCUUAUUUCCCAGGUCCUUCAUUGUAGCCAUGGGCACUGAAGGACUGAAUUGGUAGGUAGGUCACUGGUUGUAAGACCUACUGGGGCCAGGUAAGAACAGUAAUUGGCCCAGACAGGUAGGUGUGAUAAACAGAGUAGAAAAGAUUGUGGCCAAGAAGAGUGAAUGUGUCCCAUCCAAAGGUGCAUCCAGAUAUGUCUGUGUUACUAUGGCUUCAUGGUUUGGGGGUAUAUAGAAAUUCUCAGGACCUCAGACCUUUGAUUCUCCUUUAGCAACACACAUCGUCAGCAUAAGGCAUCUAAAGAUUUUGUGGACUCAUAACUUAUGUACUGUUUUUGAGAUGAUUGCUGCACGGGCAGGAAAGCAGGAUUUGAGAGAACAUACACCUUGCCUUCCAGAUAUGUGGUUUUUGUGAUUCACCCAGAUCUGUUGUGCCAGUUAGGAAUUAUCUUUAUUACUUCCCGUUUAUUGCCACUGCUGAGAAGGCUGUCCUUCCUAACUUGUGAGGAGAUGAAUCCUUAAUAAUAAGUAAAUCUUGUGUUAUCCUAUAGUCUGGUUUUCCAAAAGGAGAGGUAGAUGCAUAUUUUUGUGUGGAACCAUUUAUCUUAAAACAUUGAGGUGCAGUUUUCAUACACAAAACCUUCUAUCUUUUUAAGAACUGUCUGUAUGGUUUAUUGCCCAGUUAAUGGGUUUUGAUAGUCAUGUUAUCUCAGUAAGUGUCUUGUCUUAGAAAUAUGUGUGUAUAGGCUGGGUGCGGUGGCUCAUGCCUGUAAUCCCAGCACUUUGGGAGGCCAAGGCAGGUGGAUCACCUGAGGUCAGGAGUUUGAGACCAGCCUGACCAACAUGGUGAAAUCCAGUCUCUACUUAAAAUACAAAAAUUAGCCAGGCGUGGUGGCGUGCAUUUGUAAUCCCAGCUACACAGGAGGCUGAGGCAGGAGAAUUGCUUGAACCUGGGGGGCGGAGGUUGCAAUGAGCCAAGGUCGCGCCAUUGCACUCCAGCCUGGGCGACAGAGUGACACUUCUCAAAAAACAAAAACAAAAACAAAAAGAACAGAUAAGAAAUACGUGUGUAUAUAUUCUAUUUUGUGUGUUUUCAUUCACCUUAUUUCAUUCAGUCUUCCAAAUGAAAUGUUCUUAAUUUUGA
Molecule: messenger RNA, 7299 nt
Organism: Homo sapiens (human)
Lineage: Eukaryota; Metazoa; Chordata; Mammalia; Primates; Hominidae
Gene: ZNF549
Product: zinc finger protein 549
Exons: 3
Coding region: 3341-5350 (669 amino acids)
Biological process (GO): regulation of DNA-templated transcription
Cellular component (GO): nucleus
Source: RefSeq, a predicted model, not a curated record